UGUGAAUUUCACAUAUUCCUUUGCUUGUUGGCGCGGUUUUCGUUAAAAUAUACGUUGGGGGAUCGAGAUGCCAAGUAGUAAUGAGGUUUCUGGUAGUGUUCGACAACAAAAUACUUUAUUUGCUCGUUUAAAGUCUGACUAUGUCAAUACUGCUAUGUACUUUGCUCGUUUGGGAACGCUGUUCUGCUGUGUCGUAUUCUUCUUUGCGCCAAUUUUUUCCCGUUUGCACCCAUCAGAUCUGGAGGUUUGGUAUCGAAGAGCAUUGUUAGCAAGUGCGGCGACUUCAGCCCUACGUCUACAUCAACGAAUAAAAAGUUUGAAUACAGGUUUCUCUCGAGAAGUCCUAGAGGUCUUAAUCUCUGAGGAUUCUUCUCACUACUUGCUGUUUUCCAUUAUGUUUGCUGUAUUACCACCAGUUACAGUUUCCUUGGUGCCGAUCUUCUUAUUCGCCCUCUUACAUGCGGCCAGCUUCACGAGGGUUCUUUUAAAUACAUCUGUUUCUCUGAAUAACGGCGGAACGAGUGAUGGUUCGGAUGCUCCAGUUGCUUCAUCGAAUAUGUCAUGUAUACAUCAAAUAAUACAAAAAUCAAUUGAUAAAGUGAAAGCACAUGACCAAAAUAUCUUACGUAUCAUUGCCUUAAAUGAAAUCAUGUUGAUGGUAAUCUGUAUAUUUAUGGCUGUUUCUGGACCUAGAAUUUUUGUCCUCCCCUUUAUUUAUUAUCCGUUCUUGAAAAUGCGUUAUAAUUCAAGGCGUAAUCCUUAUACUCGUAACGCAUUUUUGGAACUGCGUAUAGCACUUCAGAAUGUAGCCUAUCAUUCUAAGUGUCCAGCACUUAUUUCGCGUAUAAUUUAUGGUCUCAUCAAUAUUAUAUCUCGUUUGGGAACAGGUGGUUACGCUAGAAAUUAGAUUGGGAUCCACCUGCUGGUGUUUUUUUCUGUUUUUCGUCGUUCAUUUGUUACGUUGUGACUGGAUUAUUUUGGUCAUUCAAUAUCAACAUCGAUCAGCUACCACUUGAAGAAAAUAUUCAAAUGAGUUCGUCUUCACUUCAUUUUUAUAAUCUACUUGUAUUUCAUCAUUCAUUUUACUACUUAUUUGUCCUUGCUAUCCUCAACAAAAAGUAACUUUGACAAUUGAUAUAUAUAAUUUUUGUGUAGUUUCACAAUCUAAUAUAUACGAUAUUGUUCUCACUUGUUGUGAUUGGUGUGCCAUUUGGAUCGUUUACUGAACAUUAUAUCUGUAAAUUUACAUAUUAUACUUUUUACUGCAACUUUCUAAGUAAUACUCAGUGGUUUUUGUUGUAAUUUAAAGGAACCUAUUUCAGAAUUCUAGGUCAUUUCAUUUCUCAUGCUUAUGUUAAACUCUGGUCUCAUUCUUUUCAACAAUCUCUUCACUCGUUCUCUACUCGAUUCAUUUUAUCGAAUGGCGGUUUUUUUCCUACGGAUAUCAGUUACAGUCGAAAUGAUUUAGUCGUCAAAUUGUUAUCGUGUCAUUCAAAUUCAUUUUGUAAAAAUAUGCGUUUUGACUGAGCUGUUUGCUUUUUAGAUGUUUCUAGUAUACUGAUAGCCUGUUUAGUUUUUAUUCAUCUCUUCCAACGUAGUUGGGUUUGAAAAUAAUACUGAAUUACAUUUACCAGUUUCUACUUUUAACAUUGGUAACGUUAUCUAGU
Molecule: messenger RNA, 1667 nt
Organism: Schistosoma margrebowiei
Lineage: Eukaryota; Metazoa; Platyhelminthes; Trematoda; Strigeidida; Schistosomatidae
Source: the annotation of a GenBank genome assembly